AUGGGUAACGGAGCCAAGGCCAACCAGAAGCGUGAGCGCAACGCAAAGCAAACGAAGACCGGACCAACCUCGCAGAUCAAAUCGAACCAGAAAGCCAUGAGCAUCAUGUGCCAGGUCUGCCGCCAAACCUUCCUCCAGACCACUAAGGCUCCUGCUCUCACCGAGCACGCCUCCAACAAGCAUAAUAAAGGCCUGGGCGACUGCUUCCCUGGCGUGACUGCCUAA
This is a messenger RNA of Penicillium chermesinum, 225 nucleotides long. RefSeq lists its product as uncharacterized. The record is from RefSeq and is a predicted model, not a curated record. The coding region runs from base 1 to 225 and encodes 74 amino acids. NCBI's taxonomy places the organism in Eukaryota, Fungi, Ascomycota, Eurotiomycetes, Eurotiales, Aspergillaceae. The transcript is spliced from 5 exons.